Molecule: messenger RNA, 2627 nt
Organism: Megachile rotundata (alfalfa leafcutting bee)
Lineage: Eukaryota; Metazoa; Arthropoda; Insecta; Hymenoptera; Megachilidae
Product: DDB1- and CUL4-associated factor 13
Biological process (GO): maturation of SSU-rRNA from tricistronic rRNA transcript (SSU-rRNA, 5.8S rRNA, LSU-rRNA)
Cellular component (GO): small-subunit processome; nucleolus
Molecular function (GO): protein binding
Source: RefSeq, a predicted model, not a curated record
AUAUAAUUUUGUUCAAAGUAAUUUUUUUCUAACAAGACAAAUCGGUUUUCGAAUUUAGUUUUCAUAGUAGAGUGGUUGGACCGAUUUAAAAUGCAAUGGUUCAACCAUAGAUCACCAUAGAUUAGUUUGACAACCCUUUCCUUGUGGAAGAGUUGUGUAUAACGUUUCAUUCGUAACCUAUUCUAACCUAAUCACAAUAGUGUGAUUAUUAAUUGUAUUUACAGUGGUUUAAACUUCAUUAAAUGCUCAAAAUAUGAAGGUAAAAGUUUUAACAAGAAAUCCAGAUGAGUACUUGAGAGAAACAAAGCGUGAUAUUCAUAAACUUCCCAGGAAUUUUGAUCCUGCAUUACAUCCGUUCGAUGCAGCAAGAGAAUACACUAGGGCCUUAAACGCAGUAAAGUUAGAAAGAGUAUUUGCAAAACCCUUUGUUGGAAGCUUGGAGGGACAUAAAGAUGGUGUUUCUUGUUUGUGUAAACAUCCUUCACAAUUAUCAAUAGUUAUUAGUGGAUCUUUUGAUGGAGAAGUUAGAGUAUGGAAUCUUACUCAAAAACAAUGUGUACGUAACAUUUUGGCACAUGAUGGUAUAAUACGAGGGAUAACAUAUGGAGUAGAUGAGAAGCAAUUUAUUACUGUUGGUGACGAUAAAACAAUUAAAAUAUGGAAAUCACAAAACCCACAAUUUGGUGAGGAAGAAGAGCCUGUAAAUACUAUCAUCAGUAAAACUAUAAUAACAGGAAUUUCUCAUCAUCGGAUGCAACCAAUAUUCGCAACAUGUGGUGAAGUGUGUCACUUGUGGGACGAAACUAGGAAUGAACCAACCCGUACAUUCAAAUGGGGUGUUGAUAGCUUAUAUGAUAUUAAAUAUAAUCCUGUUCAAUCAAAUUUAUUUGCUGCCUGUGCAAGUGAUCGAAGUAUAAUCUUAUAUGAUGCCAGAGACACUGGUCCCUUGCGUAAAGUAUACAUGAGAUUAAGAUCAAACAAAUUGUCUUGGAAUCCCAUGGAAGCAGUCACCUUUACAUGUGCCAAUGAAGAUUACAACUUGUACACAUAUGAUAUUCGUAAAUUGAAGACACCUGUAAAUGUACAUAAGGAUCAUGUGGAAGCUGUAGUAGAUGUUGAUUAUGCGCCAACUGGUAGAGAAUUUGUGUCUGGUAGUUAUGAUAAAUCUAUUCGCAUUUUCGAAGUUCACAAGGGUCAUUCUCGAGAAGUGUAUCACACGAAACGUAUGCAAAGAUUAACCUGUGUUGCGUGGUCUCUCGACAAUAAAUAUGUAUUGAGCGGUAGCGAUGAAAUGAAUAUUCGCGUUUGGAAAGCAAAGGCUGCAGAAAAACUUGGUGUUCUGAAACCUAGAGAAAAAGCAGCUUUAAACUAUAAUGAAGCUCUGAAAGCGAAGUUUGCUGCACAUCCUCAAGUUAAACGAAUUGCUCGGCAUAGACAGGUUCCGAAACACAUUUACAACGCAAAAGCCGAAUUGCGUACAAUUAACGAGAAAAGUAAACGGAAGGAGGCCAAUAGACGUGCUCAUUCUAAACCUGGUUCAGUACCUUUCGUACCUGAAAGAGCAAAACACGUUCAUCGACGAGAUUUUUAAUAUAGGAUUAUUAACUAUAUCACAAUUCUAUACGGAUUUAAUAAAAGAUAUAACAAAUUUUACCGUAUUAAAUCAGUAUGGAGUUUUCUUUAAACAGGAUAGAUAAAUCUAUCCUCUGAGAAAUGAAAAGUUUUCAUUAAUUAAAUCUAUCAUACUUACCAGUUUAUAUGUCAGUGUGUGCAUCAGAUUAAAUUACGCUGUUUCAUUCACUGUUUAUUGUAAUAAAUAAUUUUAUUGAAAUUAUACAACGCAUUGCUAUAAUGAUUCGUAAAACGUUACAAAUUUGAAGCAGUGAUUAAUGUCUCGCUUAGCGUAGCUUACAAUGAUUUAUUAAUUUCCACUUAUUUUCUUUGCAUAUUUACCUUAUCAGACGUUAAUCAAUUUGAUGAUAUAAAGAUUAUCCUGUACCUCGCUUUUGAUGUCGGAGGUAUAACGAAUGUUCGUAAAUUAUUGAAAUUAUAGCGAAUCCCUGUCUUUCUCGAAAAUAGUAAUAAGCGAUUUAUGUUUUUGUAACUUCGCUUCAUCUACACCUUCAAAGUCUAUACGGUACAUAUUACACUUCCGGUUGAUUUAAAUAAAUGAAUGCGAAACACGUUUUUCUUUUAAUAUAUAAAUCUUAAUACGAUAGAGAGUGUUGCUUGUUUAAUUUAAUACCAGAUAUUCGAACGUGGGUAAACUUCUUAUUAAAAUAUUACUAUUUCAUUAUUUAUCGAUCACCAGCUGUCUCAUCUGUGUUGCUUUGUAGGAUAAAUCGACGGUACUUUAGCCGCUCGUUAAAUCUGAUUCAAUGUGUCCAUAUCGUUCAAGAAGUACAAGUUUUGAGAAGUAGGUGUUUGUUUAAACUUUUAUAUUCUUGGGCAUAUAAAAACGGCACACAGUUUCCGGUUUUGUUCUUCAACAUCUGUUAAUACACACACAUGAUCAUACAUUUUGUUUUUUAUUCGAAUCUUUUCUUUUUCUUUAAUAUUCACUAUGCGCACAUAAACUCUGUACAAGACUAGUUUAGUCGUGUAAUUAAAUUACCACUGCAAGGUUA